CAGCUAGUGACGCCGGAGAUCAUGAAGAAAGUGGAAGCUGAGCAGAUCAGGACUUUCCACCGACAGUACAGGGCUGUGAAGGCCAAUGCAGUGGCUAAGCUCCGCGCCAUAGGGGCCAGUUCAAACUUGACAGAAUUCCAGGUGGACACCCAGACCGAAGAAGUCACGAAUGAGUUCAUACAGAAGUCUCGUGCCGCUCUUAUGCAGCUCCUGCAGAUGCUCUGUAUAACCGUUGAAAAAUACAACUUUUCUCUCGGACUGGAUGGAAACCAAACGAGUAACGAGGUCCUGAAGAUAGCCGAAGCCGAAGUUGGGCGAAUUGUUGGACGGCGUGUAAAAGUGCCCAACGAGUACAUCCUCGAGCCAGAUGACAAUGAACUAGAGACUCUGCUUGAGAGCGUUACGGGCAGUCCUGAACAAUUCCUGGCUCAUGUUCUCCUGGAAGAUGUCAGUAAAUUAUUUUUUAAUGAAUGA
Dibothriocephalus latus is the source of this 474-nucleotide messenger RNA. Lineage: Eukaryota; Metazoa; Platyhelminthes; Cestoda; Diphyllobothriidea; Diphyllobothriidae. The record is from the annotation of a GenBank genome assembly.